AAAAUUAUUGUUUGUAAUUUGUAUAUAAUCGUGUAAACAUAAAGUAUGACGACGUGUCAAAAUGGCCGAUCUUAACAAAGAACUAAAUGAAUAUCUUCUUAGCAGCAAAAAUGAGAAACAAUUUAAAAUUACCGUACCUGCGGUGACAAUACCAAAAACAAAUAUUGGAAAAUGGUUUGGAAAAGGUGAAGAAGACAAAGAAGAAACAGGAUGGAUUCAAGGAGCACAAAAAGAAUGUUGUCCUAGUAUGACAAGAAUACAAAGGCUAAUAGCAUUUGUUGCGUGCUUUUCUAUGGGUGUACUUUGCUUCUGUCUAUCGGCGAUUUAUAUUCCGGUUUUGUUAUUAAAAGCGCGAAAGUUUGCACUUUUGUACACCUUAGGAAGUGUUUUCUUCUUAUCAAGCUUUUGCUUUCUUUUGGGUCCAUUGAGUUAUUUAAAAUCAUUAUUUACUGCUGAAAGAAGGUGCUUUAGUAUAUCCUAUUUUGCAACUUUAAUAGGAACACUUUAUUGUGCUCUUCAUUUACAAUCUACACCAUUAACAGUACUGUGUGCUGUUUUGCAAUUAAUAGCUAUGAUAUCGUUCUUAGUAAGUCAUAUACCAGGAGGAACAAAAGGUCUAAUGUUUUUUACAAGAAUGUUCAAAUCUUCUGUAAAUUCUACAUUGCCUGUGUGAUAUUAUAGUUUCUUAGGUAUUAAAUAUAUGUGAAAUAAAUAUUCUUUGUAUCUUUAA
Apis dorsata (giant honeybee) is the source of this 730-nucleotide messenger RNA. Its product is annotated as protein transport protein SFT2. Bases 62 to 673 code for a protein of 203 amino acids. The record is from RefSeq and is a predicted model, not a curated record. Gene Ontology annotation, cellular component: membrane. NCBI's taxonomy places the organism in Eukaryota, Metazoa, Arthropoda, Insecta, Hymenoptera, Apidae. Gene Ontology annotation, biological process: vesicle-mediated transport. The transcript has 3 exons.